Eruca vesicaria subsp. sativa (arugula) is the source of this 751-nucleotide messenger RNA. Lineage: Eukaryota; Viridiplantae; Streptophyta; Magnoliopsida; Brassicales; Brassicaceae. The record is from the annotation of a GenBank genome assembly.
AUGAGGAAACGGCGUCGCUUUAAACCCAUUUCAGACUACAACGUAAACGCUGAAGACCGAUCAAACCAAACCGUAGUCGCAGAUCUCGAUGGAACCCUAACAUCCUCCUCGAGACCACUCCUCUACUUCUUCCUCAUGGCACUCAAAGCAGGAAGCUUGCCACGUGCCUUGCUCUUACUCGCCUCCGUACCACUCGUGCACCUCACGUACCUCUUCCUCUCGCAAAGCCUCGCGAUCAAAGUCGCCGUUUUCAUCACAUUCGCUGGCCUCAAGCUCAGCGACGUCGAACACGUGGCACGACACGUCUUGAUGAGAGUAUACGAGAAAGAAUUGAAGCGGGACACGUGGCGUGUUUUUAAGGCGUUUGGGAGACGGUAUAUUGUGACGGCGAGUCCUCGGGCUAUGGUGAAGCCGUUCGCUAAGGACUUUCUUGACGCUGAUGAGGUUAUUGGUACGGAGCUUGGGGUUACGAGGUUUGGUUGGUUAACCGGUUUUGCUAGAAAACCGGGUAUCAUGGUUGGUCAGAAUAAACGCGACGCCGUUUUGAAGAAGUUUAGUGGUGAUGGCUUACCUGAUUUGGGGUUGGGUGAUAGCACGUCAGAUUACGCUUUCAUGUCUAUCUGCAAGGAGGCUUACAUGGUGUAACGGACGAGAUGUGUCACACAGAUUCUAUGUUAGUUGCGUUGCUAUGCGACAAUAAUGUUAAUUUUUUGAGUAAUUACGUGUGACAGAAGCGAAUUCUAAUAAAAUU